This is a messenger RNA of Cololabis saira (Pacific saury), 1965 nucleotides long. RefSeq lists its product as uncharacterized. NCBI's taxonomy places the organism in Eukaryota, Metazoa, Chordata, Actinopteri, Beloniformes, Belonidae. Bases 89 to 904 code for a protein of 271 amino acids. The transcript has 6 exons. The record is from RefSeq and is a predicted model, not a curated record.
CAGUCGUUCAGACACUCAACCUGCAACUGAAGAGUCACGACGUUUAUUAUGGUAUAUCAUCGAAUAUGAAAUGGAAUAGCUACAAACAAUGACAGAACUGAACUUCAUCCUUGUGUUCGUUCACGUGAUGUCUUCUGGGCCUGGGACACAUGCAGCAAAAACAGCUAAGGUGGUCUAUCAUGCGGCGGAGCACGACAACAUCACCAUCAGUUGGGACUUCCACGCCCAGACUGAUGUGUCUUCCACCACCUUGAACUGUAUUGAGGUUUCACAUCAUUCUAGGACUCUGUUUCUGAUGGUAAGGGGGGAUGAAGUCACAGAAUCUCAAGAUCCUCAGUUUAGAGGACGAGUUCUUUGUGACAAAGACGCUCUCAAAGAUGGUCAGAUUAAGUUCAGACUGUCCGGACUGACUCCAGAAGACUCUGGAAGUUACGUCUGUAAGCUGACACACUUUGACCGGACACUAGGAAGAACAGCUGUUCAAGCCUCUGUAAACUUUGUCUUGAAUGUGGACAACUCUCCUUCAGCUCAGAAACCUCCACCGUCAAGACCGGUGGUCACUAAAAAGCCACCUACUGAAGCCCCAUCAACAGACAUGAAAUGGGGUAUGGCUCUAGCGAUUGUUGGACUAGUUGCUGUUGUUGGACAUUUGUCCUGUUGUUUGACAACUUUUUAUAGACGAUAUAACAAGGCUCGACGACAGGAUAACAGGCUUCAACAACGGGACCUCAUCGACCUCCUGAUCAACGUCAACAUCAACAGCACAGGCGAGCAGCAUCGUGGCGACUUGGCUGCUCCGGAUGAUCGAACACUUGACAGAGAGCAAACACACCCUGAUCCAGACACUCCUCUGAUGACUCCACAGACCAACCAACAGGCAGAGGACAACUUGGUUGAGGACUGACUAGAAGUCAGCUGUCUGAUCUUUGAUCAGGUUUGACUGGCUCGGUGUUUCUUAAUUCCAGUCCCCGGGACCCCUGGAUGUUUUAGACCAGUAGUCUUCAACCCAGGUUCAAUUCAAUUCAACUUUAUUUAUAUAGCGUCUAUUACAACAAAAGUUGUCUCUAGGUGCUUUCCAUAGACCAGAACAUGACCCCCUAGCAGAGGUCCUGGAAAUAUACUGUCCUGGAUGUUUUAGAUGUUCUCUGUUUCAGCACAGCGGAUUGUAAUUAAUGGACUUCACAAGCUUGUCAUUCCGGUUUAUAAAAUUAAUUUGUAUGAGGGUGUGUUAAUGCAGGGAAACAUUUAAAACAUGCGGGAUAGUGGUUCUCCAGGACCAGACUUGGCUAUCCCUGACGUAGUCUGUGUCAUUUUACAAUAGACAAAAAAUUGUGUUUACCUCCCUUUUCAAAUGACUUAACCGUUUGGUUUCAGAUGCCAUUGUGAAAAUCCAGCACCUCCAUAUGUAGUUUAUAUUUCAGGUCUAAAGGAACAAAUUAAAUAGAUAAUAGAAGAUUUGGGAUAAAGGACCCAGUGGAGUAUACAAUACUAAAUACAUAGUUUAAACUUUUAUACACCACUCAGGGAAAGUCUUCGAAUUAAAACUUUUCAGCCGAAGGCAUGUCGAAGAAUAUUCUAAGAUGUAUUUUUCUUUAAACUUUUGUAACCUUUAAGAAUUUUUACACAUAAUGUUUUAUUUGUUUUGCCCCUGUUAACAAAUGAAACAUGAAAUGGGCAGCAAAAUAUGAUGUUCACAUGUGGACGGCAGGUCUCAGGGGGUUAAGCUAGUCUUGAUUGAUGACGUAAUUUAUUCAAUCUUUCAACUGUACUGUAAUUGUUUUAGGAGGAGCUGCUGUGUUCAGUCAUCCGUUCCUAAGAACACUCAAUGUGUCUUAAUUUGACAUUAUAUCCCUGUAUGUUGUUGUAUAUAUGCACUGUACAGAUAUAUUUUUCUAUCCUUUGAUAAAAAUGUUUUUGACAUUUUUUAUGUUAAUGGUAUCAUACAUAGUACAUAUUUAAAGUCUC